This is a messenger RNA of Eublepharis macularius, 624 nucleotides long. RefSeq names its product chromosome 5 C20orf85 homolog (gene CIMIP1). The transcript has 4 exons. The record is from RefSeq and is a predicted model, not a curated record. The coding region runs from base 72 to 455 and encodes 127 amino acids. Lineage: Eukaryota; Metazoa; Chordata; Lepidosauria; Squamata; Eublepharidae.
GGCCAGGCUCCACGCAACUGCUCAUCCUCCACCUGGCUGCCAGGGGGCGCUAGUCCAGAGCAGGGGCUAGGAUGUCGCAGAAAAACAAACUGAACUUCGUUGCUGAGGACCAGAUUUGGAAAGAUCACCUUGAAACAGAACUCGAAGCGGCGCGGAAAUGGCCAAAACGUUGGGGAUUUCUCACCAUGCCAACUGAAGAGUUGAUAAAAGAUGAAAAAAAAAAGCCUCCUAAGCCUAAGAUCCCGCUUCCGGAACACUUGCAAAUCCGACCUGUGACACCGGUGGGAAAAUAUAUUAAGAUAGAGCCAUCUCCUCCUAUCCCUAAAACAACUCAGGGGUUUAUCGGCUGGAGAUCAACUGUACCAGGUUUGGAACUUGAACGUUAUUAUCAGAUCAGAAGCUGCAAAGGUGCUUUUCAUAAGGACUUGCAGUGGCCCAAUGAACCAACUGAUUAACCUUGAUGAAGAAUAUCUAGGCCUCUCUCCCCGCCCCCUCUCUCUCUUUGUUCACUCAAACAUCUCCCCCAUUUGACAGGGAAAUAAUGGAACUAAAAUACAAUUGUACCUCAGUUCAUCAGUGCUUUGUGUAAGGUUUAUCUGGUCUUACUACUAUUGUAUUAAAAUU